Raphanus sativus (radish) is the source of this 1100-nucleotide messenger RNA. Its product is annotated as zinc finger protein WIP6. Gene Ontology annotation, cellular component: nucleus. The transcript has 2 exons. NCBI's taxonomy places the organism in Eukaryota, Viridiplantae, Streptophyta, Magnoliopsida, Brassicales, Brassicaceae. Gene Ontology annotation, biological process: anatomical structure development; regulation of gene expression. Gene Ontology annotation, molecular function: DNA-binding transcription factor activity. The record is from RefSeq and is a predicted model, not a curated record. Bases 50 to 976 code for a protein of 308 amino acids.
CCACCAUUUCCUGAAACCAUCUUCUCUAUUAUAUCUCCUUCUCUCCUCAAUGUAUAGUAAUAACCAAUAUUGCAUCUCCGGCGACGAAGACUCCGUAGUCCUCCGCCUUGGACCUCCUGGUCAACAAUACCCUAACCAUCACAAACCCACCAGCACUAAACCUUCUUCGAAUCAUGAAAGCUAUCAUGAUCUCCCUUUAACAAACCCUAAUGAAGUCACCGUAGCUCUUCAUAUCGGACCUCCGGUUUCCGAAAAAGAUACCAGCGGGGACACCCACGAGGGUUUGACGGCGAGGCAGGGACAGUAUUGGAUUCCUUCUCUUUCUCAGAUCCUUGUUGGUCCCACUCAGUUCUCUUGUUCUGUCUGUAACAAAACUUUCAACCGCUUCAAUAACAUGCAGAUGCAUAUGUGGGGUCAUGGUUCGCAAUACCGAAAGGGUCCAGAGUCUCUGAGAGGGACGAAAUCAUCAUCUUCGAUACUAAGGCUGCCAUGCUACUGUUGCGCAGAAGGUUGUAAAAAUAACAUAGACCAUCCAAGAGCAAAGCCUCUCAAAGACUUUAGAACGCUCCAAACGCAUUACAAGCGAAAGCACGGAGCGAAACCUUUUCGCUGCCGCAAAAAGUGCGAGAAGACGUUUGCGGUGAGAGGCGAUUGGAGAACGCACGAGAAGAACUGUGGGAAGGUGUGGUUUUGCGUUUGCGGAUCGGAUUUUAAGCAUAAGAGGUCUCUCAAAGAUCACGUUAGGGCUUUUGGCGAUGGUCAUGCGGCUCACACUGUAGGUGAUCGUGUUGUAUCACUUGGAGAUGGAGAAGAAGAAGAUGAUGAUGACGAUUAUAUGGAGGACGAAGAUGAACGAGGCGAUGAUGAUGAAGAAGAAGAAAAUGGUAAUGGAGAAAGUGGUCGUGGAGAGAAGAACUGUGGGAUUAGAUAUGAACAAUUUCGCCGUUAUGGUCAAAUCUCUAAUGAUAAUUACUAAUUAAGUGGCCAAUUUAAUUAUGAUCGAUGGGUUUUAUGUAGGGCUUAUUUUAAGUUAGGAGUGGUAGUAUAUUAUAUACCUCUUCAUUACGUUAGCGAACUUAAAAGUACCUUUUUAUUAUGAG